Meleagris gallopavo (turkey) is the source of this 3686-nucleotide messenger RNA. RefSeq names its product E3 SUMO-protein ligase ZNF451. Gene Ontology annotation, biological process: regulation of transcription by RNA polymerase II. Gene Ontology annotation, molecular function: sequence-specific DNA binding; DNA-binding transcription factor activity, RNA polymerase II-specific. Lineage: Eukaryota; Metazoa; Chordata; Aves; Galliformes; Phasianidae. The record is from RefSeq and is a predicted model, not a curated record. Gene Ontology annotation, cellular component: nucleus.
GUGGGGAGGGGGAGCGGGGCGAAGCGGGCGGCAACUACAAGUCCCGGCAAGCUGCGCCGCGCUGCCGCCCCACCGCUCCCGUCGCAGCCGCCCCGAGAGGAAGAGGAAGUGGCGGGCAGGGGAGGUAAUGGAGUCUUGCAGCUCUACCAGCAUUUCCGAGAGCAAAUCGCCGACUUCUGAAAGUGAAGAUGAGAUAGAGUUUGUUGGAGAAGAACCCUUAAGACCUGUACUUGAAUGCAUUGAUCUUGUCAGUAGCGAUGAUGAAGAACCUAACAGCAGUUCUUAUGCUCAUAGAAAUACUAAGCGUAAAGAUUACAUUGACUACCAGAAAGAAAGAGUUGCAUCAACCCUGGAUCGCCUGGCACGCCAUGUUGAAGUAGAGAAACAGCAAAAGGAAGAGAAAAACAAAGCCUUCAAGGAGAAAGUUGAUUCCCAGUAUGCUCACGGGUUGCAGGAACUGGAAUUUAUUCGGGAACACAGUGACACAGAAGCUGCAAGAUUAUGUGUGGACCAAUGGUUAAAAAUGCCAGGUCUCAAACCAGGCACUGUUAACAGUGGAAGAAGGGGUGUUUGUCAGAGAGCAGGUCAGAUGCAAGUCAACAGAAGUCCCAUUUCUUGUCCUGUGAUGCAUUGCAACAGAAAGUUUGAUAAUGGACAUCUGCUCCUAGGUCACCUGAAAAGGUUUGAUCAUUCUCCUUGUGACCCAACAGUCACAUUACUUGGACCCCCAAAUAAUGCUGUUGCCUGUGUGAUAUGCUGCCAAACAUUUUCAACCUUUCAGCAGUACAGUGAUCAUCUUUUAUCUAAGCUGAAUCAAAAUGACGGACAUGAAAAAGAUCUUCCUCCACAGCAUAUUCAGUGUUUUGCAUGCCCAUGCUGCUUCCUCCUCUUCACCAAAAGAGAUGAAUGCUUGAAGCAUAUGUCAGGAAAGAACCACUUUCUCCAGCUUUCUAAACAGAACGAAAUGCAGGCUGAUGUUCCUCUACCUUUCCCAUCCUAUGCAAAGAAGCUGCUGAUAUCUCUCUGCAAAGAGGUUCCCUUCCAAGUGAAAUGUAUGUCCUGCUUACAGAUACUACGCUCCCAUAUGGAAUUAACAGCUCACUUCAGAACACGUUGUCGUAAUUCUGGCCCUAUGGCAGUGUCCAAGAAGAGGAUCUCCCAGGUUGCAGAGAUAUUCAGAACAAAAGGUCACUGUGAGAACUGUGAUGAGCUGCUUGUUGAUGAGAAUCAGAUCAUGCAGCAUAAGCAAAGCACGAAACAUAACGUUAAAGUUCUUACUACAAUGGAAGAGUCCAUCUUGAUGUUCUGUCAUAUCAAUGAAAAAAAUAAAAAUGCAUCUCAUUUGUGCCAUACUGUGGAUUGGUCAAGACCAUUGCUUAAGAGACAUUUGAGCUCAAAUGAGUCAGCCAGUGAAAGUGAAUUUACUCCUUCAAAACGGAAGAGUGGUUUAAAAAACAGCAACGAAGAUCGUGUCAGAAACCAAAACCAAGGUAGUGCUUGCAAAGUGAAAGCCUGGUUUUGUGAAUGCCUUCGAAAGUUUCUUACAGAAGAGUCAGUAGAAAAACAUAUUUUGUCAGCAAAUAGGAUCUGUCACAAAUGUGCUGUAUGUGGAAAGCUUGCUGAAAACUCAAGUAUCAUCCGCCUGCAUAUGAGCAGGUUUCACGGAGGGGCGCACUUGACGAACUUUCUUUACUGGUGCAGAGCAUGCUCUGUAGAUCUCCUCAAAGAAGAGGAUAUUAUGAGACAUGUGACUGAGUUCCAUGGUGGACAUAGUUACUAUUAUGAGCAAGAAGCUCUUGAAGAUGAACCUAUGCCAUCAGCAUCUAAUACAAUGUACAUUUCCAAAGAUGAAAGGAAAGACUCCUUUCCUAGCCGUAUGGAAAUCUCUCCUGAAAAAAUUCCUCAUCUGGGAAAAUGGCAGUGCCAGAUUUGUGAGGAGAUGUUUGAAUCUGAAGACAGCGUUAAGCAGCAUUGUAUGUCCCUAGAAAGCCAUGCGUUUCACAGAUAUUGCUGUGGAUUCUGCAAAAAUCACUUUCGGAAAGUAGGAACGCUACAGCGACACUUCCAAGAGAGUCACAACGGAGAGAGAAAAACUAAAUACUUCUGUGGCCUUUGUGGCGAUCUCUUUUUUGACAUAGAGGAAGAAUUUCUAAUCCAUUAUAAGGAGUCUCAUAGCAUGGACUAUGUAUUUGUGCCCGAGCAGACGGAAAUAUCAAUAAAAAAAGAAGACGACUUCGUCCCAGAAGAAAAUGGAGACUAUCUAACCUGUGGUUGCCGGACGACUUACAUCUCCAAAGUAAACAGGAGGAAUGACUUAGUGAAUUGUCAGAAAGCCAUGCUGCAGGAAGGAAACUUAUGGUUUCGCUGCUGCUUGUGUUCUGCAACUGCGCAGAAUUUUGCAGAUUUGAACAGUCAUCUCAACAGCCACACAUCAGUGAAAAGUAAGGGAGAGAUGUAUGUUGUUAGAUGUGCUGCAUGCAACAAAAAUUUUGAUGAUCUUCAGAGUGCACAUCAGCACUAUCACAUGAAACACUGCUUCUUACAGAAACCUGAUAUAUCAAGUUUUGCAUCAGAACCAGAAAAUGCAGUAUUCAAGUUCACGGCAAGUGGGGCUUGUGUGGACAAAAAACCCCAUGAACUAAAAUUUCAUGCAAAUCCAUCCAGGACUCAGGGAAGAUCACAGUCUUCUCCCCAGAAGGGACCGAUCUAUGGAAAGAAAGGAAAAACUGAAAAUUCAGCGUGCUCCACAGAGCCUGACAGUGAACUUCCAGAUCUUGACUAUUUGAGUACCAUGACUCACAUUGUGUUGGUGGAUCUGGACAACUGGGGAAGCUUAUUCACACAGCUGCCAGCCAACCUGAACCAAGGAACAUUUAUCUGGGGCUUUCAAGGUAAAGUGGUCAAAGGAAAAAAGAUGAGUGAGUUUACACACAUAUUUGAGCAGAGAUUCUUUGAGAGAAUAAAGAGUGGAGGAAAAAAGCAACCCUUGGGGCCUCUUAAAUCAUUACAUCACAGAAAUCAAGUAACAGAAAUGUUCUCAAACUUUUCUAACUCGGCCUUAAGCUCUGCUCUUAUUAUUCCUUGUAGAAUACUGUUCCAGAGGUGCUAAAUGGUUUGGGGAGUCUUUUUGGCUCCCAGCUGAACUUGCUUAGGUGGUAUGCUAGCUUUUCAUAGUUCUCAGGACAUACAUAAUACUCAGAGGGAGAAAAAAAGAAAAAAUGAAUUUCUUUCUGGCUAGUUUCUAACACCCAAGUCCUUGUCAUAUUUUUUUCUUUUUAGAUCCAGAAGGCAUGAAUUUGCAUUCCUGUAUUUCAAUUUUCUUUUGUCUCUGGUCAUCCUAUACUCAAUUUCUUGCUUUCCAAAUGGGGUCGAUGCAUUCAGGCUGCCUAGUUGGGAAUUUUUUUGCUAAAGAUCUUGAACAGAAAGACCGUGCUGAAGAGUUAGAGGCCAUUAAAAUGGGCCCAAUUUGUAUUGAAGAACAUUUUGGUUGUUUAUUAGUGUCACAAGGAUUGUUGCAAAGCUUGGGAAUACUAAGGUUCAUGAGGACUAUAACAGUAGUUUGUAGAGUUAUUUAAUGCAUGCUAUUCCUGUUCAUUUAGCUUGUGAAAAUACAGUGACAUCCCUGUCUCAUGUUUUUCUGUGCUUUCCAAACAGCAUCAUGACUGUGUUGUUUUUUAAUGAUACGU